AAGAAUCCAACACCUGAUCCUAAUCCACAGAGCUCUCACAUCCGCCUCCUGAAGACAGUGUAGAGACUAGAGCAAUAUCCCCUCAUGGCGAUGCGGCCCAAGUCCGAGAUGUCGCCUCCGCCCUCCGACCAGAGGACCGCCGUCAUCGAGGAGUUGAGGAAGGGCGCCCAGCUGGCUGAAUGCCUCCGGCAACAGCUGGAGCUCAUCCCGGAGCUCGGUCGCCGCAACGCCGCGCUGGCCAACGCGAGCAACAUCUCCGCGGCCCUAGUGUCGUCCGUCUCCAUGCUGCAGUCCGACAGAGAGCAGUACAGCUGCUCCUCCGACGCCAGGGCGGCGUCCUAUGCUGCCGGUGCCUCCGGUGCCGGUGGCAGAGGCGGCAGCGGGGCACGAAGUGGAGCCAUUGCCCGCACCAGAAAAGCGAGGCACCGGCAAGGCAUCCAUGGCGAGGAGCUUCCAUUCAAGGUGACACUAACUGAGACACCAGAAAAUGAUGGGUUCCACUGGAGGAAAUAUGGCGAGAAGAAGAUCCUGAAUGCUGUUUUUCCGAGGUCAUACUACAGAUGCGGAUACAGCGACGAGCACAGGUGCCCGGCAAAGAAAGUGGUGCAGCAGCAAAACAACAACGACCCUCCCGUGUUCAUGGUCACCCUGAUGAACGACCACACAUGCAGCAGUUUGUUCCCUGCUAAUGAUCAACCACCCAGCAGCUCAAACAGUGCUACAGCUAACUCACAAGUGCUUGACUUCACCAAAGCAUCGCUCUCUUCAGCUGUUGGUGUCUCGAGGUUGAAGAAAGAGGAAGAUGCAGGAAUGUCGGUGACCGUGCCUAGCUACACGUAUGAUGAGCUGGCUUCUUAUUCCUCGCUGCCGUUGCUCUCGCCAAAGGAGUGGGAGAUGGAGAUGGAGAUCAAGUCACUUUUUAGCCAUCACUCGGGAGGUGGUACUUAGCUAGCUAGUUAUUCGUUGAAACUUAUUGCUUUUCGCUAGCUUGAUCACUUUGUUGCGUCCAAAUAACUACCUGAACCUGAAUAAUUGCAUGGAUGCGCGUGAGGGUUUAUGUACACGCUCUAGUGUUGUAGUGCUAGUAGUAUGACAGCACAAGUACAAGAAAUGUUUUUCUGAGACGUAUAACAGACUUGCGCUUAAUAACCUUUGGAG
Aegilops tauschii subsp. strangulata is the source of this 1158-nucleotide messenger RNA. Its product is annotated as transcription factor WRKY45-1. Gene Ontology annotation, biological process: regulation of DNA-templated transcription. Lineage: Eukaryota; Viridiplantae; Streptophyta; Magnoliopsida; Poales; Poaceae. Gene Ontology annotation, molecular function: sequence-specific DNA binding; DNA-binding transcription factor activity. The record is from RefSeq and is a predicted model, not a curated record.